Messenger RNA from Vombatus ursinus (common wombat), 2064 nucleotides. RefSeq names its product protein-arginine deiminase type-4-like. The record is from RefSeq and is a predicted model, not a curated record. Gene Ontology annotation, molecular function: calcium ion binding; protein-arginine deiminase activity. Bases 1 to 2064 code for a protein of 687 amino acids. NCBI's taxonomy places the organism in Eukaryota, Metazoa, Chordata, Mammalia, Diprotodontia, Vombatidae. Gene Ontology annotation, cellular component: cytoplasm. The transcript has 17 exons.
AUGGAUGCUCAGCAGAUUCAGAGUAAAGAAUCUGAAAGACUCAGGGAACUCCCAAAGAGGAUUUACCCUAUGUGUUUGGAGCAUCCCAUCAAGAGAGUGUGCCCAAUGGGCACCACGGUAUCUAUUGAUGUUGUGAGGUUUGCCCCUAAGGGUUAUAAGACCUUUGAAGUAUCAACUUCUGAAGGACUCCUUUAUAAUGUGGAAGGUACGAAAUUCAACUUUGCCUUCUCUGGACAUCCCAGCAGAUGGUACCUGCAGCCUUCCUGCCUCCUCAUUCUUAAGGCACUCGCGCCCAGCUCUAAGAUGUUUUCAGAUUGGGUUAGAGUUAACUACUUUAAAAGUGGAGAAGAACAUUCUGACUGUGUGGCCGUGAUGAAUGUCACCUGUGUCUCUAUCUCUCUAACAGUAGAAAACUACCAAGACAAAAUGAAGAACCAAGAAGGAAAGAAGAUGCAUAAGGGAAGAGUCUUUUCCCCCUGGCGGGGGCCCAUCAUGCUUGUCAACUGUGGAUGCAAAAAUAAAUACCCACCUGUGAGAGAGGACAACAAUGAAGUAAAGGGCUCUAUUCAUCAAAUGUCAAAAAUGUUCUUGAGGAUACAUUCCCCACUUGGAUUUUUCAACACCCAUCAACUAACUAUUAAUUGUUCUCACCCAAACAAAGUGAGACUCUUUGGAGUUGAACGACCCACCAUAAAUCCUCCUUACAGAAUGGUGCUGGGGCCAGGCAAACCUUCCCAUGUUGUCACACAUCUGAGAAACCGAGAAAGACGGAAAUUUUAUGUGGAAGCACUUUCCUUCCCAGAUGCUGACUUCUCUGGGUUGGUUUCUUUCACCGUCUCCCUUCUGGAUAAUUCUCAUGGGAAUGUCUCUGGACCUCCGAUUCAUAAUGUAGGAUUGGUUUUCCGUGUGGCACCAUGGAUCAUGACUGCUAACACCCAACCACCCGUGGAGAUCUAUAUGACCAAAUCUAUGCCUGAUUCAGAAUUCAUGACUACCGUCCUUAACUAUUCCUACGUAGCUCAUUGUGAGCUGACUUUCUGCCUCAAGGACAAAAUUCGACUGGACACAUGGAUUGGGAACGAGGUGGCAAUUGGGUAUACCCAGAGUCCUCAACGAUGUUUUCCUGUUUUCCUCGACUUCCCCUGGACCAAGGGAUUUGAGGAAUUCGAGUUCAAAGACAGUCUGCCGUCAUCCUUUGGUUAUGUGAUCCAUGAACGGGAAGAUGAUGACAACCUGGAUGCCACUGGAUUCCUGGAAGUCAGCCCACCAGUCACUGCCCAUGACAUCUUUUAUCCCUUGGGCAGGAUUCUCAUUGGCGAUGGCAGCUUGCCCAGGGAAAACAUCACAGAAGUGAACCAAAGGCUACGGACAUUCAUCUAUGCCCAGAAUAUGCAAGACCCCCUAGAACUGUUUUCUGAAUGGCUUCUGGAGGGCAACGUGAAAGAAUUCCUGACCUUCGUCCCUGCCAAUGAUGGAAAGGGCUUCCGGCUACUCCUGGCUAGUCCCAGUGCCUGCUAUGAGCUAUUCAAAAUGGAGCAAAGACACGGGCAUGGGAAUGCCUCUGUGUUAGACACAGUGGAAGAAGAACUGCUCUAUUAUGCUGAAAGGAUGAGGAUGAGUAUCAAUGAGAUCUUGGCUGAUAAGCUCUUGCAGAGGCAGAAUGACUACGUACAGACUUGUAUCACUUGGAACCGAAUGGUGCUGAAGGAAGAAUUGGGGCUCUCGGAAGGAGACAUUAUUGACAUUCCCCAGCUGUUUCGCCUGGGCUGGAUCCAGGAUCCCACCACCAAAAAAGAAGUGCUCCGAGCAGGGCAUCUCUUCCCAAACAUGUUGAAUAUGAUCGUCCUAGGAUCUUAUCUUGGGAUCCCCAAACCUUUCGGACCCUUAGUCGAUGGAGUCUGCUGUGUGGAGAAAAAGGUCCAGAGCCUGCUAGAGCCAUUGGGCCUGAAUUGUCUUUUCAUCAGGGAAUUCUUCGGUCAUCAAGGAGAUCAGGGGGAUGCCUACUAUUGGUUCAACAUCCGCCGGAAACCAUUACCCUACAAAUGGUGGAACUUUAUCAUAUGA